AUGCAUUACUUGAAACCCACCCUCCCAUUUAUCCUAGCAGUCGCUACUCUCGCCUCAGCAGAGACGACAACAGACACAUUAGCAGACAACGCGGUGAAUACAGCAUGUACCUCAGAAACCUGCUAUACCAACUGUGCCGAAUAUGACUGCCCCAAUGCUGAAGCACACGCACCGAUAUCAACAGCUGCAUCUACUAUAAGCUCUGGCAGAGCCGCCGCUACGGGCAGCACUGAUAUUGAAGAUGGAAUUGAUAUCUCCGACUCCGGGGUUAAGAAUGAUUUCACGGAGGAACAUCCGGUAUUGUCGUAUAGUGGGUUGGAGGCUAAUUCGAUCCCCCGUCCGGAAGAAGGGACUGCUGCUGGUUUGAGGGUGGGGGCUUGGUUGGGUUUCCUGGGACUUGCGUUGGGACUUCUUUUUUAG
Molecule: messenger RNA, 420 nt
Organism: Penicillium verrucosum
Lineage: Eukaryota; Fungi; Ascomycota; Eurotiomycetes; Eurotiales; Aspergillaceae
Exons: 2
Coding region: 1-420 (139 amino acids)
Source: RefSeq, a predicted model, not a curated record